AGCUGAAUAAAUAAAUAGACCUCCAGGAACAGUAUGCGCACCCCAUCCGCUUAUGUUGAAAACAUUAACUGGAAUUCUAGAAUUAAAUUAGUGGAAAUAUACAUUGUAUAUUACAGUAUUUAUAGCUAACUUGAUGAUGCGCAUAGACAAAAUAUAAGCAGCAUAUGGUAUGCAUAUCAAUGUCGAAAAAAAACACACAAAUUAUGACCAGUAGCUUUAAAGGGAAUAUCAAAUUUGGAGUUGACAAGCUGACAAGUUUCAGAAGUUUCAAAUACCUCGGAGUUAUUGUCUCAGAUGAAGGGACCAAAUCUAAACUACUGGCCAUAACUGCACAGCAGCAUUUGCCGAACUCAAAACAAUAUGGAAACACACGAUGAAUAGUUCUCGACACUAAAAUCAGACUUAUGCGCUUCCUGGUCACGGCCACAUUCCUACAUGCUUGAGAAUCUUGGAGACUUACUGCAGAGCUAGAGAGGUGGAUUCUAGCAACGGAAUUAGAAUACAACAGAAAGAUUCUAGAUAUUACCUACUAAGACCGCAUCACAUCACAUUAGAGACAGGAUUAGCACAGCAAUUGGACUCCUCGAUAACCUGAUAAGUGCUAACUACUGUAAAAAAAUGCAAACUAAAACUUCAUGGCCAUAGCACAAGGGCUCUCAAAAACCUUCCUUGAGGGAACAGUAUUAGGAAAAAGAAGAAGAGGCAGAUAGAGGAAGCUAUGGGAAGACAACAUAAACAAAUGCAUGACCAGUCUAAAAAUUAGAUAAUGUAGAAUAACAAAAUAUUAACAAGGGAGAUUACAACUGAAUUAGAAAUGAAGGAUAUGUCAUUCUUUCGUACGUAGUUGUUUCCCUAGUUAACUGCUAUAAUCAACAAGACAAGGCGUCUAGUUAGAGCAAGAAAGCAAUACACAAAUGGAUAGAUCUAAUGUGCUGCGACAGACCAGCAGUCUUUUUAAGAUUGUAACAGCUUUACGUGCGUUUGUUGUGAUAUUAUUACUGACAAAGUCAUGGGCACAGAACUCAACUGUUGACAAUCUCUUUACUUCACAGACAAUUUGGUCUGAACGUGUCUCAUCACCAUCAUUGUUGCCUUCAAGUGUAAACGCCUUGAGCUCUGGGCUGACAGAGUCAAUAGUAAACUCAUUCACAGAUUAUCAUCCUGCAAGUUCUGCAUUUCUUAGCACUGUCUCAUUGCCGACAGCGACGUACGGAAUUAUAGAGCCGUCCGUAUCGCCAUCACUUCCGACUACAAUCUCAGUUUCUAGAGUUGACCUGUCCACUGAACUGUCCAUUGUGCCGCAGUCAAGUUAUGAAGCGACAGUAUCUACUACUUGGAGUUUCGCCUAUUCUUCGCCUUCAGCUUUAAUACCCUCAGCUACUAUCUCGGACUCACCAUUGGCACCAUCAACAAAGAUGACUAGUUCCUCGCUGAAGUCAACAGAGGUGUCAACAUGGAUAGAUACGACGACAAAAGUAGCGACAUUUACCACGGCAGAAUCGACUAUUUUCACCAGUCUUCCAGAGUCAGUUAGCACUUCUACGCGUCUGUCAGUUCCAUCAUUGCCUUUUUCACAGCUAUCACCCUCCAGCCAUCAAGUUAGUUCAGACACUGUAACACAGACUUUACCUUUUAUAGUCUCGAGCAGUGCAAGCUUGCCUAGUGGAUCUAUUUUCUCCUGGGAGCAGAUCUCCAGUGAAACAAGCUCAUUUAAAGUUGAGCUUACCAGCAUCGAUCUCACCUCAAUCAGUCAAAGGUCAUCUGGUUCUCUUUCUAGCGUGAUUGGCUACUUUACACCAACUGCGGCAACUGCGGCAUCAAGUUUGGUCGCUGAUGCUACCUCAGGCUGGACGCCGACUAGCUCGUUUGAGGCUGUAGCGAGUAGCAUAAAUAACUUCACACCUAGCGAGGAUUCUGGUGUGAUAGAAAGAAUGAAACAAAAAGAAAGGAUAACAGAGCUUGAGGAUAAUGUGAACUCCCUGACUAUUGCUCUGGCUGUUAUUGCAUCUCUACUUGGCUUAGUGUUACUUCUCCUGAUCAUAUAUGUCUUUGUUAAAAACUGUCGUACGAAAACAAGUGCCGAUAACCCAGACGACUUUCUGCAAAAUCCAAAGAGAAAAAACCAACCUACCUACUUCAGACCUCAGACUACUUACGAGAUGACAGAUAGUCGAGAAAAUAUGUAUAACCCUGCCAAUAGUAUCUAUAAUCCACCGAAUAUCUUCCGAUCAAGCACCUACCAGAGAAAAAGUUCAGAGAUCAAUCCUCCAGAUGACACAGAGUUGGACAGCUUACAGAAUAACGGUCAUUCAGAAGGAAUCACCCAUUUUCAUAACAUAGCACUAGAUGAUUGAGUUUCUUAAUAAACGAAUAAUUAUAAUUGUAUCAUUGUGAUGUAUUGCAAACAUUCCAAAGUAUUUGUAGAACAGAAAUGUAGGUCAUGUAUGCAAGAAGCGAGCUUCACACUUGUCGAUAAAUCGUAAUUGCUAUUUUGAGUAGCAACACUAAAAAUGAAUACAUUUUAUCGAAGCCAAUUUUAUUUUUUUAUUUUGACAAUAUUUCCAUUCAAGUCAGAACUUCAUGGAGGAUGGAACCUGAUCGAUGAUCUCAAAAACGGCACUAACGAUUUUUCUAGAAAUUCAACUGUUUAUGGACAUCGAUGGGAAAAGAAUUAAUCACUCGUUGGCCUCACAGGAAAAACUCGAGCUGGAAGGUUAACAGUUUUUAAAGUAAAAAAGUAAAUUUAUUAAAAUUUGGCUAGACAACUAGAUCUAGGUAUAGAUCCAAAAUCGGUUUUGAAAGGACUAUCGCGUUCUUGAAAGGACUAUCGCAUUUGGGAAUUUCCGAAUAUAAGGCAUAAUAGAUUCAAGAGUUUAAUACAUUAAUGCUAAGGAAACAUUUGCGCAUCUAGAUCUUAAAUCCAAUAAUUGGAAUAUUAUAAAGUCGAGUAGAUUUAUACAUUCACUUGACCAGGAUCUUAUCUGGCAGGUGGAGGGGGUGGCGAGGGAGCUGGGUAAAAAAUGUUCCAUUGUUUUUUUUAUUUAACAAUAUAACAAUAUAACAGUCAUUUGUUAUUAAGAGAAAACAGUCGCUUGAUAUGUUGUAUAAAGGAGAUAUUAUCUUUUAAAAUAAAAUAUUUGUAAUGCUUUUCUUUUUUAAGGUUGAUAAUUAACAAGAAUCCAAUGAUUAAACAAACGUCCAAAGAUUAACAAAUUAAGAAACAUUUAAUGAUUAAACAAGCAAUAUUUGAUUGAAAAAAAAAUCAAGGUUCAAACAAUCAUUAAGUGAUAAAAUUGAGUGAUAAUAAACAUUGAGUGAUAACAAAUAUGAACAGAUUGACAGACAUUAAAGUAUUAUUAAACAAAUAUGAACAGAUUUACAGACAUUAAAGUAUUAUUAAACAAAUAUCACAUUUUUGCUUUGUAAUAUCUUUUGAUUUUUGACCUAAAUGUUUCGCAUUUUUGUUUUUGGUUUCGUAUUCGAUUACAAUAUUAUAUUAUUAUUAUUCAUCUUUUAAAAGAGUUUUCAAACAUUUCUCAUGUCUAUAGUUUUUUAUUUCUAAUUUCUGAAUUUGAUUAUGUCAAUAAUUAUGUUUAGGGUUAUUUAUAUCAGUAUUAGCUUUGAUUUUAUGUAUAUUUUAAUGUGUAUUUGUUUUUAAAUAUGAUCAUUAAAUUAAAAAAAAUGUGAACAUUUAAUUGAAUAAAUUAGUCUUGGGCCUGUCUUAUGCAAACUAAAAAUAGAUUAUUCAUGAACUGCCUACAUAAUGUGUACACUAAGAAUCACGUUUUCAAUGUCUAUCUAUUUGACACUUUUCAGUUCCAUUUUCAGUUUCUGUGUGUAUGCGUGUGUGUUUCUGUGUCUAUGCUUGUGUGUGUCUGUGUGUCUGUGUAUUAGAGAUGGAGAAGAAUAGAGAGAUAGAUCAAAAGAUUUUGGAAAUUCAAUUGUUUUAAGAUAAAGGCUCUACAUUUGUAAACCGUUGUCAUCGCGCGUGGUGGUUGCUUUUAUGUAGUUAUAAAAACAAGAUAUUUGCGUGUGUGUAUGUGUUUGUGUGCGUUCAUUUAUCUCAGCAUUUAUCUACGUUCCGUUCACUUGCUCUCCAAUGUUCAUUAUGCUGUAUUUCAUUUAGUUUAGGAGAAACUUUCUACAUGUUUUUUAUUUCUAUAUAAAAAAAAUGAAACCAAAUAAAAUUAAAAUUAAAAUA
This is a messenger RNA of Biomphalaria glabrata, 4201 nucleotides long. RefSeq lists its product as uncharacterized. Bases 915 to 2354 code for a protein of 479 amino acids. The record is from RefSeq and is a predicted model, not a curated record. The transcript has 8 exons. NCBI's taxonomy places the organism in Eukaryota, Metazoa, Mollusca, Gastropoda, Planorbidae.